Labeo rohita (rohu) is the source of this 1832-nucleotide messenger RNA. It is a transcript of the gene atat1, whose product is annotated as alpha tubulin acetyltransferase 1. Gene Ontology annotation, cellular component: microtubule. Bases 414 to 1736 code for a protein of 440 amino acids. The record is from RefSeq and is a predicted model, not a curated record. Lineage: Eukaryota; Metazoa; Chordata; Actinopteri; Cypriniformes; Cyprinidae. Gene Ontology annotation, molecular function: tubulin N-acetyltransferase activity. Gene Ontology annotation, biological process: alpha-tubulin acetylation. The transcript has 12 exons.
UAAAUCUUCUAAAGCUGCAGAUUUCCUCCACUGACUAAAUUAAAGAUUUUUAUGUUUACCUUUUUAGAUUUAUGAAACUAUCUGCAGGUGUUUUGAGACUUUUGCGGUAUUUUCGCGUCUUGAAUUCUGCAGGCGUGUGUAGGGUGUACUACGGCUGACCACUAGCGCUCCUCAUCCCGCACAAGGGAGUGACACACAAACACAAUGGGAGGACAGAGGCAGCAUUGAUAACGCCGCUGUACAGCUGUGCCUUUAAACCAGUCUACUACCGAAGCGGCACUAAUGUGGAGCUGGUAUUUUAAGUGCAGGCCGGUGAUGCAGUGAGGAUCGAUUGGCACUGUGAUAAAUGCAUGUGAAUCUGCAGUAGGGCAUUAGUAGGGUAUUGUCUUGAAGAUUUCAGAUCUGUCCUUACAAUGGAUUUCCCUUUCGAUCUGAAUGCGCUUUUCCCCGAGAGAAUUUCAGUGCUGGAUAACAACUUGAGUGCUGGUCGGAAAGCGCAUGGGAGACCAGAUCCUGUUCUUCAGAUCAGCACAGUUAUAGAUGAGCUGGGCAAAGCCUCGUCUAAGGCCCAGCAGCUGCCUGCUCCUAUAACCAGUGCUGCAAAGCUCCAGGCUAACAGACACCAUCUCUACCUCCUGAAAGACGGAGAACAGAACGGUGGGAGGGGUGUUAUUGUUGGAUUUCUGAAGGUUGGCUACAAGAAGCUGUUUUUACUUGACCAACGGGGGGCGCAUUUGGAGACCGAGCCAUUGUGUGUGCUGGAUUUCUAUGUGACAGAGACACUGCAGAGACAUGGCUACGGCCUUGAACUCUUUGACUUUAUGCUGAAACACAAACGGGUGCAGCCUGAACAGAUGGCGUACGAUAGACCAUCUCCUAAAUUCCUGUCAUUUCUAGAAAAGCACUAUGAUCUCAAGAACAGCGUGCCUCAGGUGAAUAACUUUGUGGUUUUCACUGGCUUCUUCCACACUAGAUCAGCGGUCCAAUUGAGAAAAGUUCCCCCAAAAAAGCCAGAGGGAGAGAUCAAACCGUAUUCACUAAUGGAAAGAGAAGUGGUGCGGGAGGAGCAGAGGGCUCUCCCCUGGCCGUUCGUUCGCCCCGCGGGUCCCCCCCACUCUCCCCCUCUGCUUCCGUCAUCUCCGCAGUCCCGUUCGCUCAGUGUGGGAUCCUCCCCCAGCCGGGCCCCGCUCCGCCCCGCCGCGGCCCCCGGGCUCCAGCAGGGUCAGACCCCCUCCUCCCAGCUCAACGACAGCUGCAGGGCAAAACGCACCAGCCAUCAGGGUCUGGUUGCCAGGAGCAACCUCUACAGUCGCCAUAUCAACAGCCGAGACCUCGGGCAAUUAUUGGCGGAACAGGAGAACCCCUUGAAGCUUCCAGGGCUGAAAGCAGAGCUUUGUGAGAGAGUGUGUGACACAGGGGCAAACGCAGAUGCAGUGGAACACAAACACACUUCAGAAAGACCGCAUCCUCAAGGCCAGGUUGUGUCUCUUCCGACACUUGCCGCCCCCAAGAAAGAGCAUCUACAGGAGCAGGCCUCCAUAACAUCCCUGGAACGCAAAGAAGAGCUGCAGGCCAAAGUGUCACAAAACAGAGCAGAGGACUUGAGGAAAGGUGGAGUGGCUGGGAUCGAUAGGGGCGGAGGGAGAGGCGGAUGGUCUUGGACGGUUGGGGAAAGCCGCUAUACAGCCCAGUGGGUCCGACAGAAACAAGAGUACCGCAGCACACGGCCUUGGUGAUGGAAGAUGUUAAAGGAGCAGUUCAUCCAAAAAUAAAACUCUCAAGCCAUCCUAGAUGUAUAUGACUUUCUUCUUUCAGACGAAUCCAAUCUGAGU